UGGAAUUCAUUUCCUGUGAAAGUUACUCAUAGCGGCGCAGCGAUGCAGACGCCGUGUCUCAGGAAAAACAUGCGUAGUGAAAUUUAACUAAACUGCGUUUAUUUGUUACUGGGGAUUUUUUUUCCGUAAUAUUCAGGCCCGUGCGAAUAUCAGCAGGGCGAGAAUAAACUCCGGGAAUGGCUGAACCCUUACUGAAGCGGACCUUGUCCAAACUGCGGGGUAAAGACCGAUCCCGCCGCAAAACCGACCCCAGACUCAACGAUGGACCGAGGAAGACGGAGCUCGUCCACAGCUCUUCAUCGUCCUCGGUGACUGAGGUGGAGUUGGACUGCACCAAACACACACAGAUCACAGUGUCCAAAAAACAGAACUGGGCCAAACUCUCAUCCAUCCCCCGGGAUGUCGAGCAGCUCCCAAGCCUGAGCUCGGUGUCUCAGGAGCGAGAAAGCUGCACAGGCAAAGCCCAGGCUUCCAAACAGGCCUCUCUCAGGGAGAAUGGCUUUGAUUGGAGAUGGAAAGAUCUACAUAAAGACGGAACCCACCCCAGAGCUUGCCAGAAAGCCGACACGGCUGACGGGGCUGACACACUCGAUGCUGGUCUUCCAGAGUUAGUAACGCCUCCAGUCACUGAGUACUGCACCUCCUUGGGCAUGGGUAAGCUCUCUGGGCAGGGAGUGUACCUCCAGCACUUGGAGAGGAGUAGCCGAGCUUGGGUGCUGUCGUCAGGAAAGACCCAGGCUCCAGAUGAGGCCUACACAGCCUGCUUCACAGAGCGAAGGCACAUGACUGAAAGCGAGAGCAACAUUUGGUACAACCCCAUCCCAGAAGAAGAGGACGCUCGGGUCAGCGGAGUGAAGCUGAAGCUGAAGGAGAAAGAGAAGGAUGUGCUGGAAGAUCCUUGGAGAAGGAGAGACAUGGAGGGAGCACAAGAGGAAUGGAGAGAUGUUCCUCCACAGUCUUGUCACCCUGAUGUUUAUUAUCUGGGUUGCAGCAGCGGAGGUGCUAGUAGUGUUAGUGAAGUUGUUAGCGCGGCAGCCAGCAGUUCAGCAGGCUCUUCUGGAAGUCCUGGAGCACAAACAAAAAUCUCAGGAGGAACCAGCAGCAGCAGUAUGAUGGAGAAGAUUAAAUCCCCCGGCACAGUACGGCGUCUGUCUAUGAAGAUGCGCAAGCUUCCAGAACUGCGCCGUAAGCUCAGCCUGCGCUCAUCACGCAAUCAGCGACACCUUCAAGGACAAGCGGGUGGCAGUGAUGCACCAGGGGGCGCUGAUGAGGCCUCACCUCCCAACGCACGUAAAGAGUCUUCUAACAAUGUCAUAAGCAGGUACCAUCUGGACACCAGCGCUCCCGCCAGACCGAGGCGACGAUCGUCACGCACGCGUUCUGCUAGCAAAGGUGGUUAUCUUAGCGACGGCGACUCCCCUGAGCUUCUCCCCAAACAGGAUUUGACUCCGGGAUCUCAGGGAUCAGGUCAAGACACACAGGAGUCUCCACAACCUCCUCCACACCGCGGGUGGCAGGAUACAGUCGGGUCAUUCCGGCACUACUCACUAUCGGAGCAGCCGAAGUGCGCCCAGAGAGUGUCAGGGCUCCUCACGGUGCAUCUUCUCGGUGUCUCUGAACUCGUGCGAUCUCGCACCUCUAAAGACAUCUUCUGUGCCAUCCAGGUGGACGGAGUGACGCGAGCUCGCACCGCUUUACUCACCUGCCAGGAGACGUCACUCCCGCUAAACCACACCUUCAACCUGGAGCUGGAGAGAGCGCGCAUGCUAAAGCUUAUUGUUCUCACACCAAGUGCUAACAUCGUGGAUCGAACCACAGGCCCCGGUGGUCAAACACGCAACCGGGUAUGCUGCCUGGGCACUGUGGCAAUCCCCCCUCUGUUUAAAGCCUCUCGGACUCAGCAGCUGUGUGUGAAGCUGGAGCCGAGGGGUUUGCUGUAUGUGAAGCUGACUCUGUUGGAGCAGUGGGAGGCGCCACCGCCCCGCCUCAGCGAGCUGCCUCCCCCCUCCGUAUUCGGCGUGGAGCUGCGUCACCUGGUGGAGAAAGAGGCCUGCGUUCCCAAAGUGCCUCUGAUCAUUCAGAAAUGUGUGGCGGAGAUCGAAAAGCGGGGACUCAAGGUUGUGGGUCUGUAUCGUCUCUGUGGCUCAGCGGCUGUAAAGAAGGAACUGAGGGAUGCGUUUGAGAAGGACAGUGCGACCGUCACACUCGAUGAAGAGCUGUAUCCUGACAUCAAUGUCAUUACCGGUAUUCUGAAGGAUUACCUGCGUGAGCUGCCAUCGCCACUCAUCACACGGACUCUGUAUGAGGUGGUGCUGGAGGCCAUGUGUCAGAGACCAGUGUGCAGGAGCGACGACACACACAGAUCACACAACACCGUCACCCUGCUGCAGUGUCUACCUGAACCAGAGAGGGCCACACUCUCUCUCCUGUUGGACCAUCUGAGUCUGGUGGCUUCCUUCAGCGACUGUAAUCUGAUGACCUGUCAGAACCUUGCUGUGUGUUUCGGCCCUGUUCUGCUCACCCCAACCCAGGACUCGUGGAAAGGAGCAGGACCGGGCGCCUUCCCAUCAGUCCCUGCAGGACAUGGAAGCAGCUUGGGAGGAAGAAACUUCACACAGCAGAGCAUGGAGAUGGCCAGCGCUGUGGACUUCAAGCGGCACAUCGAAGCUCUGCACUAUCUGCUGCAGCUCUGGCCGAUCCCAACAGGAAGAGUGACGGAUCAGUCACCCUGCCGUUCAGAGGAUGAAGAAGCUCCUCCUCCUUCUCUUUCCCAGAAUUCCCUACAGCGUUGUGGUCAGCGGCCAUCGUUACGCGUGGAACUGCCGUUACCCCAGGACGUAGCGGUAGUGUCACGGAGGGGGCGUGGCCGUCUGGAAAGUCCACCCUGUAAUCGCUAUGCUGGUGACUGGAGCGUGUGUGGGCGGGACUUCCUGACCAACGACGACGCCGAUUACGACGAGGUGGCGGGCAGCGAGAGCGAUGAGGACGAGGAGAAGAAAAAGGACUGGGUGUACACGGACGAUUAUGCGCUAGACUUUGACGCGCCGUUUACAUGCAGACUGAGUCUGAAAGACUUCGAUAACCUAAUAUCAGAUCUGGAGCGUGAACUCGCCAAACAGAUCAACAUCUGCCUCUGAGCACCGUCUCUACGUAAACCCUGUAUCUGCACUGCACUGAAGUCAUGCAGCAUUGAAGUAUUCAGAAUUUAAAUGUGUUAUGAUUUAAAGCAACACUUAGAGCAGAUGGUGUAGAUCAGCCAAGACAUGAUGUGCCUCUACAUUUGGUGUUGAUCUUUAAUUUUUUUUUAUUAUCAUUAUUUUUGCUCUGAAGCUAUGUAGAUGGACACUCCAGUUUAGCGGUGUGAAAACUUUAUCUUUAGAAAAAUGACAAAAUGUCCUCACAGACAGCAGCAGCCAUCUUGUUUGGUAACAACAAAAGCAUCAGCCUCACCUAUAAGGUGUGCCACAAAUAAUGAAAGGCUUAAUGAUGGUUUCGGAUGAUGAUACAGUUCACAUUUUAUCUGUUUGGAAGAUUUUAUGAAAACGAAUAUAAUCGAGGCAAUGCCGUCUUCACAGUGCUACACUGGAGGCUGUAAGGUUUCCCAGCUUAUUAAAUACAACCAUCUUAUAGUAGCUUUAAUAGAAAAACUGAAGAAGCCAGCUGCAGACACCUUCAUGUCUUGGCUGAUUUGGUGAAAGGGAUUUAAGCCUGGAGAAUGUACAUAAUUAUAUAAUUGAAGACCUGAUGCUGGAAGAAUGCGCUGCAGAUACAGGCGUUCAAAUGGGCGCUUUAACGAUGAAGGUCGACGACAAGCAGCUUCUUCUGCUUUAGUAAAGUGUGAAAUUAUAUUUAAUAGAAACCCAGACAGAGGUGUGUGUAGGGCAAGUCAAAUCCUGCAGAGCCUCAAAAGCACAGAGGUUAGUUUUCAUUCCCGGCACAAACACAACACACGUGAUUCGUCUAAAAAAAGGACUGAGUAGUACAUUGGUGUCUUAUGGACUCUGUUUUCAUGCCAUUAUAACUGAAUUAAUACUCAAAAGCAUAGUGUUACUGUUCACCCCAGCUCCAUAAAAUCCCACCAUCGUCUCUGCCUUUAUGCUCAGGCUUCAUGAGCACUGCGUUACUGAAUGCAGUUAGUAUUUCUAUUUUAUUCUGCACCAUUUAUUGCACAUUUCCUAGGGAGUUUCCUAGCAGUUUAAAGUUAAAUUAUAAUGUUGCUCAAGACAGCGCUUGCUUAAGGGCACGAUCUCGUCUCGCAGCACAAAUUAUUAGCUUUGUUUAAGCAGGAAAGAAACAUGCAUCCGCUAUGAUCAUUCUGUUCGGGAAAAACACAUCGGAAGACAUUAGGUCCGGGAACAUUUAUCUCAUUCAUACAACUGAGCAGUUGAGGGUUAACGGUCUUGCUCAAGGGCACAGCGGCAGGAGCUUUAGUGAUCCUGGGAUUUGAACUCACAACCUUCUGAUCAGUUGUUCGACAUCUUACACACUGAUUUAACCACAUUUAUCAAUUUAACUAAAUAGUUUUAAACAACCAGAGCAGAUUGAUGAGAUCAUAACACAUUUCACAUGGUUUCAUUUCUUUUAAGACUAGAAACAUCCAAGUGUCAAGUUCCUGUUAUGGCUUACAGGUUGUAAACGGUCAUCCCUUCAUCAGCCCCUCUAUCUUUUUCUCUCUUAGAGUAAACAAGACAAAAAAAUGCAGGUUAUCAUGUUACCAAAGAAGCAUUGUCAGAACAUGAGCAUGUUAAUAUAAACUGUGGUGUAAAGCCAAAAUUAUGGAACGUUAGAAGUCUGUCUUUUAAGCACAUGACAAUUCCUACUGAGAUCACAUAUGUGCGGUACAACAGCACGUCUUGGACGGUAGUUCCGGCUGUGAAAUGAACGAUCCGAUAUUGUUUCUAUGGUAACAGCUUUGCUUCUGCCCAGCCCUGUUGAUCUGCAUGAGCAUCAGUUUGAAAAGAUGUAGCUGGCUGGCUUCAUGAUACAGAAGAAGCAUGAGAGAGCCUUUACCCUCACUAGCUGGUAGGUGUUGUGUGAUAGGGCAGCGUUAGCUAGUCGGUAGGAAUUGAAAGGAAAAAAUCUGUGAGUGAUUUUGCAGCUGCAUCCUAAAGUAAAACAGUGACCUGAGAGAUUUCUGUCGUCAUCUCAAAUAAAUGCCGUUUCAUUUAGGCUCAAUUUCAGCAAAACAAAUUCCAAACGAUCUCAACAAACUUUUUUUCAUGGUCACAAUUUACACUUCAUUACUGAUUUAUUCAUAUUGUCUACAAAUUGUGUUAGGGCUAAAUCUGGAUUUUCGAUCCAUGAAUAUUGAUAGCAGCAGGAAAGCUUGUGCAGUGCCUAUUUAUGCAUGUCUUCUUUCCCCCUGAAAUAAAUCCUCCCAUCUAGUGUGACCUGCCAGCGGCACUUGGGCCAAAUGUUAUGUAAAGUUUUCCACUGGGACAUUCCGUUACUGGUCCAGUCUUAAUGCUCGAGAUGCUUUACCCCAUUCUGUUUCUGAGUUGAAAGAUUGCAUUUUCCUAGCGUGCUGAUGUGUUUCCUGCGCCAGACAGCCCUCAAUGAUGCUUUAAUGGAAUAAAAACAAAAAACAAUCUUCCCUUCGACCUAAAUAUAGCCUAUGAGCAAGACGUUGUGGUCCCCUAACCUCUGAGCUACCAGUCAGGUGUCUGGAUUCCAGUAAUAUUUCAGUAUUAGAGGGAAACUGUCUUUUUGCUUUCGUAUAGAAGGAUUAUUGUACUUAAUUUGCACAGUUCACUUUGAGGAAAGUAGAAAGAAUGAGCAAAUCCACAUUUGCCCGAUCAUUUAGCCUCAAGAACAAGCACAACGUGGAUCAGCUAAUCAGGACACACACACACACCAUUUUCUAAAAACUUCCAGACCAAAGACACGUUUUGCCGGUUCUUUUGCACUUCUGUAUUGCGUAUUUGGUUAUAUGACGUUGCUGCUUACUUGGUUGAGUGCAGUACACGGUGUUGCCGUUGCUGGUGUAGCACUGUUUCUUUAACAUUGGAGCACGGUACAUAUGUUUUUCUGACUGUGAUUUUUGUUAAUUAAUAAAAUGUACAAAAAGAAGAAGAAGAUGGGGGG
Messenger RNA from Hemibagrus wyckioides, 6084 nucleotides. RefSeq names its product rho GTPase-activating protein SYDE1. NCBI's taxonomy places the organism in Eukaryota, Metazoa, Chordata, Actinopteri, Siluriformes, Bagridae. Gene Ontology annotation, biological process: signal transduction. The transcript has 8 exons. The record is from RefSeq and is a predicted model, not a curated record. Bases 177 to 3137 code for a protein of 986 amino acids.